AUGGAAGAGGAUUCUGACGAUUGCGGUGUCUCCCGACCUAAGUUUACGAUAGGUGAUAUGGGUUCAAAUGAUAGUAUAGUUUUUGAUGAGAAGCUAAUGAAAACAUCCACUCAUGCUGAGGAACUGGCUGCCACGUGGGGUGGAAGGUGUUCGCUACCUGAUUCGAGUAGGUUAAGACGAGUUCACUCGUGGUCUGGGAAACCACCUGACGAUUCUGCGUCGAAGAUACGGAUUUUAAGAGAAAGAUUAGUGCGCACCCAAACCAAAGUAAGGCCGGGUGCGAUUCGUAAUUUUACUAGAUCUCAACGGCUUACACUUUUCUCUUUAGCAAUAGUUGACUUCAUGAGUUUCUGUUCUAUGAGUAUUAUGGCACCGUUCUUCCCAAGAGAAGCGACGGUCAAGGGCCUAUCGAAUACAAUGUGCGGAAUUGUAUUCAGUUUCUACGCAGUUAUUAUGUUUCUCACUUCGCCGUUUUUUGGGAAAUAUUUGCCAACAAUUGGUGUAAAAUUUAUGUUCACCGCUGGUUUGUUUAUGGCCGGUGCGUGUAAUGUUUUGUUUGGAACUCUAUCUCUCAUAGAAGAUACGACCACAUUCCUCGUACUAUGUUUCGUAGUUCGUGGCUUGGAGGCUUUAGGGGCGAGUGCGUACUCCACAGCCAGCUAUGUUUACGUGGUAAAUGUAUUCCCGGACACGAUUGGCUCUGUUUUGGGAAUUUUGGAGACUUUUGUGGGCCUCGGUAUGUCCGUCGGUCCAGCGAUUGGAGGAUUGCUGUAUUCGAUCGGCGGUUUUGGUUUACCAUUUUACAGUCUUGGAAUCGUGAUGGUAUUCACUGUGCCAAUUAACAUGUUUCUACUGCCCGACUAUGAAGAACAUGCAACUGGUUCAAAACCGGCAUCAAUAUGGAAACUAUUCAAAAUCCCAUCGAUUAUAAUAACUGGACUAGUGAUAGUAAUCAUGUCGAAUACUUGGGCAUUCCUUGACCCUACAUUGGAACCUCAUUUGCGACAGUUUUCCUUAUCUACAAAGCAAAUUGGACUUAUUUUUCUAUUACUUUCGAGUUUGUAUGGCAUAUUCAGUCCUAUUUGGGGUUGGGUUGCUGAUCGCGUACAUAACCAUUGGUGCAUGAUGGUAUGGGGCCUCUUCUUAUCAUCUAUAGGACUACUUUUACUCGGCCCUUGUCCCUACAUACCUGGUCUACCACAAGAUCUAUGGCUAGAUCUAGUGGCAUUGUCUAUUUUGGGAAUGUCAGUUGCCUUGACAUUAUUACCGACGUUUCAAGGAGUAUUAACUAGUUCAAUUUACGAAGGUGGCUGCCCAGAAGCGAUCGCAACUUACAGCGCCGUGGCUGGAGUCUGGUCCUGCUGUUACUCCCUUGGCGAGGUCCUAGGUCCAGCUGUAGGUGGAGCUUUGGCUGAAAGAUAUGGCUUCCCGUUCUGUGCAACACUCUGUGCUGUUGCCUGUUUUGUUAUGGGCAUCAUUACCCUCGCGUUCUUCUCAUUGCGGGAGUCUUCAAAAUGGAUAGAUGACUCCAUAUCAGAUUCCAUACCAUACACAGAUUCUACAUGGAAUAGUAAUUUCUAUAGAACGCAGAGCGCUCCAGCAAGCCAAAUGGCCGAACAUACUCCACUCAUAAGCAAUGCUUGCACCGGAAAUGGUCCUCACAAAUAUGGAACUACAUCGCAAAAAAUUUGCCUGUUGCAUAAUAAAAGUAGAAAAAGUGGGUCAGCGAGCGUAGCCGAAAUGUUAGAAUAUGUACUCAAAUUUCAGUUCUUAACAAAUAUUUAUGUAAAAAUAUGGAAGUUUAAAAAUAGACGUAGCAACGGGACAGUGAAUGAAGAGCUGUAUCAAAACUAUUUAGAUGAAAACACAACAGAUAAUAAGAACGAUGAAUUCGUCAAUACUGAGAAUGGAGAUGACAGUUGUGACAAUAAAUAUUGUAACUUCAUAGAUAAGGCAAUCUUUGGGCCAACAGUAAAUAAUAACAAUGUAAUAGUAAAACCUAAUAACACUGGUAUUGUAACAAAGUCAAUUAAUAACGUCGAGAGACGAUCAACAAAUGAAAUCAUUAGGCAUAAUUUGCAAAAAGUACUUUUUUAUGAGCAAAACAGUCCAUGUACUUCCACAGAAGAUAUUUUCGAUGGUUGCGAGUGCAAAGACGAUAUAACCUAUGUGAGAGGUACCGUCACAGUUUCUUCAACAGGAGCCUGUGAAGUAUAA
Messenger RNA from Pieris macdunnoughi, 2217 nucleotides. The record is from the annotation of a GenBank genome assembly. Lineage: Eukaryota; Metazoa; Arthropoda; Insecta; Lepidoptera; Pieridae.